Pocillopora damicornis (cauliflower coral) is the source of this 7391-nucleotide messenger RNA. Its product is annotated as diacylglycerol kinase delta. Gene Ontology annotation, biological process: phospholipase C-activating G protein-coupled receptor signaling pathway. The record is from RefSeq and is a predicted model, not a curated record. NCBI's taxonomy places the organism in Eukaryota, Metazoa, Cnidaria, Anthozoa, Scleractinia, Pocilloporidae. Gene Ontology annotation, molecular function: ATP-dependent diacylglycerol kinase activity; protein binding. Gene Ontology annotation, cellular component: plasma membrane.
GAGACCAAUGCAGUGACUUGUAAAACAAGUAAAUUAGCUAAUUGUAGGCUCAUUAGUUGAACUGCAACCAAUCGGAGCUCGCAAGCGGCUCUAACUUCCAAACGUAUCUUCACCAUUAGCAAGAUUUUAUGCUUGUAGCCGAAAUAAAUUUACGGUUCUUUUCUUCGUUUAAUUUCCCGUCAGACCGAAAGCAUCUGGCGAUAUAUCUCUUGCGAGAAAAGGCUACGUCAAGACUGAGGAAAUAGCAGGCUGAUUGUUGUUGAGGGGGAGGAUUAUAAGCGGAAGUGAGAUCACUAUCAGGCCUCUCGACUGGUGUUCACAUCACGUGGUCAAGGAAAAUAAUGGCGGACAUAAUGGUCGCUUCCAUGAAUAUCAUCAAAUGAAAGAUGUCUUGGAGAAAGUCCUACGAUUUUACUCCACGAGUGGCUGAAAAUGAAGUCGAUUCAUCUGACAGCGAUUCUGACCCGGGACCCGAAACGAUUAAAUUGUACCAUCGAAGAAAAUCAACAGUGACUGCAGUUAAAGCGAGGAGUUCUAUAAAGGAGGGAUUUUUGCAGAAACAAACAGGUUCAUUUCAGAGAUGGAAAAGGAGAUAUUUCAAACUGAGAGAGGGAAACAAGCUAUACUAUGCCAAAUCCAGUGAUGAAACACUAUUCACUGAAAUAGAUCUACAGGACUUCAGCGUAGCUGAAUCGAGCAUUCAAAACAACAACAACUGUUUUAAAGUCAUCACACCAUUUCAAAGUAUUAAUCUUAGUGCUGAUUCCAGAAAGGAAAUGGAAGAAUGGAUAGGCUGUUUAAAGUCUGUUGGAUCUCAUACCUCUUCUCAAUCAGAUUUGUUGGACAGAUUAUCUGGGGCUCACAAUUGGUAUUCAUGUUCUCAUGCAAAAGCUACAUUCUGUAAUGUUUGUCGUGAUGUAUUGUCUGGUGUUACAUCAAAGGGAUUGUCAUGUGAAGUUUGUAGAUUCAAAGUUCAUCGAAGAUGUGCUGUACGAGCAAGAAAUAACUGUAAAUGGACAACCGUACAGUCACUUAGAGGAGAAGAAUGUAAAUUUGAUGAAUCUGACCCUCUUUCAGUGCCUCAUCAGUGGCUUGAAGGAAACCUUCCUCCCUCUGCUAAGUGUGGAGUGUGUGAUGAAAUAUGUGGCAGUAAGAGAAGGCUUCAGGGAUAUAGAUGCCUUUGGUGUAAUUUAAUGGUUCACCAGUGCUGUCGAUCUCAAUCACCUCAAUGUUCCUUUGGUGAAAAUGCUUUGUUCACCUUACCUCCUUCUUCUGUUCUAAGUUCAUCUGGCUCCCUUGUAUGGAAUUCUGUUAAACCUUCUGGGUGUCUUCCGAUGCUUGUCUUUGUUAAUUCAAAAAGUGGUGAUAAUCAGGGUGUAAAGUUUAUUAGAAGAUUUAAACAGUUAUUAAAUCCACUUCAAGUGUUUGAUCUUGCUCUUGGAGGCCCCUCCAAAGGAUUGAAGUUGUUCCAAAAUUUUGACCAUUUUCGAAUACUGGUGUGCGGAGGUGACGGCUCUGUUGGGUGGGUGAUGAAUGAAGUCGACCGGAUGAAUCUCUCAACUCAGUGUCAACUUGGUGUUUUACCGCUGGGUACUGGAAAUGAUUUGUCGAGGGUUCUUGGCUGGGGAACCUCGUUUGAUGACGACACUGCGGUAACGCAGUUUCUGCGCCAUUUGGAAAGGGCCAAAGCAGCAGUACUUGAUAGAUGGAGUAUAAUGGUUGAAGAGAAACCCUUAUCCGCGUCUAGAAGUUCAUCGAUAGAAACAUUAGAUAUACCUUACAAACAUGAUGUCGACAUCAUCGACACGUUCGAGAACAACGUGGCAACACACUUAACAAGAAUACUACAUUCCAGCGAUCACUCUGUGGUCAUCUCUUCUGCAAGAGUGCUGUGCGAGACGGUGAAGGAUUUUGUGUCAAAAAUUGGAACAGCGUCAGCAAAUUCUGAUCCCUCUGAAGCAGACGAGCCCGACUCAUUGGCACAAAAGUGCACGAUACUCAAUGAAAAGUUAAACCUUCUCCUCAACACACUGAGUAUAGAGUCAGAGGCCCUACCCUCCUCCUCAAGGGAGGAAUUGUCAUCAGAGGGCGCAGGGAUGGCUGGGAAUGGAAACGGAAGACAGAAAGUAUUCGUACCCAAGGAAGCUCUGAUGUCGAGAGCGAACAGCUUAAAAAAAGCUCUCAAACAAAUUAUAGAGCACGCAGAACAAGCUGUGGACGAGCAGAAUGCUCAGACCAGAGCGUCGACAAGCUCCCUAGCGGAGGCCAUUGUAACUGUGGCCGCAUCGGCAGCCGGGGGAGUGGUGACUACUUCUACAGCUACCAUGGAAGAAGGAUCGGAACUUGUGCGAGAUAACGAAGGGAACAUCCUGGCCACCGGAGGAGAUCCCUCGGGGGAUGUAUUUACUCCGGAGUCUGGUUCGAGUUCCCAGGACAAUAGACUUAUCGAAGCUGACCCCAGUCCUUCCACCUGGGUUUCCUCUGAGCAACGCAAGUCUCCGAUAUCUCGUUGCAUCAGCCGGGGUAGCGCGCUUCCGUUCAGUUUUGAGUCACCAUUUGACGAAAAGCUUUUCGCAGCAGGUGGCAAACCAACGGUCCACAUUGGUGGUUGUAUGAUCUCCAGAGCAUUCCUCAAGGAGAAACCCAGUGAAGGAUUAAUGGGAGCGAUUGGUCGAGCAUUGCUGGCCAAUGCAGAUGCACUGUGUGCCGCAGCCACGCCUAUGAUGAACAAUGUGUUUGACGUUGAGGGAUAUACGGAGAAAUGUGUAAUGAACAACUACUUUGGAAUUGGACUGGACGCUAAGAUUGCACUGGAUUUUCACACCAGAAGAGAGGAGCAUCCCGAAAAAUUCAGGCACCGAGCGUUAAAUUUACUAUACUAUGGCUUGUUGGGGGGAAGAGAGCUCUUGCAGAGAACACACAAGAACUUAGAUCAAAGGGUGAGACUUGAGUGCGACGGACACAAAAUCAAUCUUCCAAGUCUUCAAGGAAUUGUGGUGUUAAAUAUAACAAGUUAUAUGGGUGGUGCGAACUUCUGGGGAACAGGGCGAGAUGACGGUUUUAACGAGCCUUCUGUUGACGACAACAUCCUUGAAGUUGUGGCAGUUCUUGGUGCACACCAGAUGGGAAUGUGUAAAGUUUUUGGAGGUAUGCCACAUCACCGGAUCGCACAGUGUCGGACUGUAAAAAUCUCCAUAUUUGGUGAAUCAGUGCCAGUUCAGGUGGACGGCGAGGCCUGGAUGCAACCUCCGGGAUAUAUCAAAAUCGUCCACAAAAACCGAGCACAGAUGUUGGUCAGAGACAGAGAAUUCGAGUUAACAUUAAAAGAAUGGACAGAACUCCAAGCGGAGAAGAUCAGUCCCUGUGUAACGAAUGCUCAGGCAGAAGUGCUGACCUCCCUCGUUCAGUGUCUCAGUAUUUUUGUCAAUUGCGUGAAAACCACGUGUGAACCGCAUGAAAAGGAUCUUCGAGAGUUAAUUACCUUGGCGGAAUCUUGUGCUAGCUCCUUAGAAAAACUCGUGCUGGAUGGCGGAAAAAUUCCCGAGGCCCCAAGUCGAGGUCGUAUUACAGAUCUUGUGACGACCGGGAGGGCAUUGGUUCAAUCGAUAACUUAUUUCCUCCAGUUCGAGUUUCCAGCUCUUGAACCAUGGGGAGUUGAGGAGGUCGGGAACUGGUUGGAAAGCCUGGGACUGUCGGAAUACAAGGAAAACUUUGAAAGUCAUGACAUCCGGGGCAAUGAGCUGUUAAAUUUAACCAGAGGGGAUUUGAAGGAACUGGGUGUUACCAAAGUGGGGCACGUCAAGCGCAUUCUACACAGUGUAAAGGCUCUAUGCGGGGGGGUGUCUCCUAAGUCAGCGCAAAGGAUUGAACGGACAGCGAAAGCCGAGGAGAGGGCUGGACGGGGGAAGAGGACAAUUGAAAAGGAGGACAGCCAUUGAAAGAGGGCGAGAAGAGACUGGGGUGGAAAGAUACUUGAAAAUUUGAGCCUCUGUGAAGUAAGGUAAAAGAGUUCUAUUUAUUUCAGCCAUUUGACGAAGAAGCUCCAUCUUACGUUGUGGCUAAGUAACAUGGGAGAUCUUUGAAACAAGGUAUUUGUAAGAAGGCGAUAAGAGACUGCCUUUUUGGAGUGGAAAAAUCCUUGAAUAUUUGAGCUAUUGUGAAGUAAGGUGAAAGAGUUCUAUUUAUUUCAGACAUUUUGCGAAGAAGUUCUGUCGUACGUCGUAGCUAAGUAACUUGAAAGGUCUUUGAAACAAGGUAUUUGUAGAAAGUAAUUGACCUUACUAGACACACAGUCCUCCAGAAAUGAUCACUGGAAAUUCUGUUUUAAUAGUCUGGCGAUGGAGGGAAUCAAAUCAAAUGACAUUAUAUUGCGUAUAUUAUUCCUGUUAGGAUAAUAACUACAACCAUAAGUUAUCUAUUGUAGCUGUAUUGGAGAAGUGUCACUCUAAGAGGUAAACGAUUCCAUGAAGGACAACAAUAAUCUAGAUCUUGUCCUACAUUCGAAUUAAUCGAUUGACAUAAGUUAAACUGAAGCAAAGUAGUUGGGAUUUAUACUAACGGAUAAGAGACGAAUUGUUGAUUCAUAGAUGCGAAUACCAAGUUUUCUGUUAAAAGCUCCUUUUUACCGGUUGCCAAGAAUAUUUUGACCGUUUGUAAAUUAUCCCCCAAUUCGAGAGUUCGAGUAAUCUUGUAUUUAUAUCUGAGAAUGACUGAAAAAUUCAACUAAUUUUCUAGAUUUGAAUGAGUGAAGCAACAAUUUUUUUAUAGCGUGGUUACUUUUUAAAUAGUGCUUUUAAUACUUUUUAAAAGUAUUUCUUUUUCCGUUUUCGUUAUGGUGAUGUUUUUUUUCUUUGUUUUAUUUUUUUAAACCAUGAAGUAUAUCAGGGUUGAAAUACUUAGAAUUUCUCAGUAAGAAACAAAACGUAAUUUCCCAUUAUUGCAAAAAGAAUGUUGGCAGAAGAUAUUUGAUGAUACGAAAUAUUGAAUGCAAAAUCUCAGAGAAGAUGAAUUUGCGCGGUUAAAAUAUCAGCGAUUCGUGUUGCAAUAUCUGCAUUACAUUUUGAAAUUGUAUGGAAGUGAAAUUCUGAUAAAUUUUCUGAUCACGCUGUUGUGUAUUGCAUUUUCGAAAAAUGUCCUUGCUUUUGUGUAUUUUUCAUUCGAGUGGAUAUUUAUUUACAAUUACCACAAGUUUAGGAUAAAGAAAGUAGUUGUUUCAGGUAAUGAGUCAUUCCCAAAAAAAAAUUAUAAAAUGUAAAUUAAAAAUUACCUCUUUACCUUUGAUAUCGGUAAAAUAACCGACCCAGCCCCACAGUUUUUUCAGAAACCUACCCCGUUUGUUUCCCGUUAGCUGCCUUGUGGGAACAUUGCUUAAGCCCAUUGUGUUUGCAGAACAAUUUAUAUUGUCAUUUUCUGCUUGUAAUACUUCCAGUGUUUUUCAAAUUCUCUUGCGCCCUGCAACACUGAAUUAAGGUAGGCAUAUUGUAGUUUCUAAAAGAUAAACGUCUCACGUAGCUCACUAGAACAAAACGUUUGUCUUUGCGCAUUCCUGUCAAUCCAGAGAGAGAGAUUGGCGACGAGCUUUGACCGGAAAUGACGUUUCCGUGGAGGGUUUAGAAGUGUCGAGUUUUCUGAUUGGCUUUUGACUGAUCAGCAACAACCAAUCAAUGUCUCGUAUGAGUAAGUGGGAGAGAUCUGUGUUCGAGGUCUCCCCUAUAAAUUAAAUUUAACGCGCGAAAGAAGGGGUUUGUUCACUUAGAUAAAAAAUCAAAUAAAGCUUUAAUAAAUAUUAAACUUCUUUGAGUGGUCAGGCAACCAGCUCAGCUGUUGUACAGUGAAGUAUUAGAGACAUGAGAGAAAUUCAAAUGUUAUUAAUUUUGUAUAAAAUGUAAUCGAGAAUAGAAAAUGACCAUACGAGUAAAUUCUGUAAAACAGAGAAGAAGAGUAUAUUUAUUAUUACAUCGUUGGAGUUCUUUGCGUUAUAAAUACGUGUAGUUUCAGUGAAAGACUUACAGUGUGUAGUGUCAUACCAUGUUCACUUCUAUCUCUGGUGGCCAACAGUUUGUUUCAUGCCAAUUUUGCUCUGUUUGAACGUGGAUUUGCCGAACAAUAUGCCUCGUGUUCUUUCAAUUGCCUUGUGCACAAGAAGCUCAGUACACACUCUGUUAGCAAGUUCUACUUGUUAAGCGUCGAGAGAUUGCUACUCAAAAACGAGAACUUGCUCGCAAGCCUUGUAGUUCGUAACCCUUAAACUCUCAGGAAUGACUAACACAGAAUUUCUCCUUACAAUAUCAAUACAAUUCAAGCAGACAAGAGAUGAGAAUAAACAAAAAUCUAAACUAGGGGAUUACUAGUUGAUCUAAUUCCAAAUUCUUCGAACUAACAUUAUAAGAAUGGAAAGGCAGAUUGUAAGGAGAAUUAUUAAUGAGAUCUAGGGAGUUCAAGGGUUAAUGUGGACCACAUACAUCUAGUUCGAUGAUUUGAAACUCAUGUACAAACCAAUCAGAGUUGGCUUGCAAGAAACUGUUGGCUCUACAUCUGGUAGAUGAGUAGAAAAAUGGCUUUUUGAAUAGGUUUUUUCAUAAAGAUAUCUUUGGGUCAGUAUCGCAUGAUCGCAAGGUAAUUUCGCGAUCCUUGUGUACCUUAAAUGGAUACUUCGUUAUAAAACCUUUCUUCAAGGAAAAGAAAACGAAUUUUAGUUUAAAUGAAGGAGCUGCCUCACGGUAUUUUAAUUCCUUUCUUUUGCGUUAAAAAUUGCCUUUGAAAGAAAAGGAAAGAACUGGGCAUCAGUUCGAUUGAGUGUCAAAAGUAAUCAGGGACCACUGAGGUUUUGCUUUGCUUCGUCCUGUGAUUGGUGCGAAAAACUCAACUUAUCUCCUCGACCAAUCAGACGCAAGACUAAAUCGGUUGCAACUCGGACGCUUGCGUUUUCCCGCGCUCGUUUUUAGUUCUGAUUGGCUUCUUGUGAUAUUUUCCCGUUGUUCUGAUUGGUUGUCGUAAUUUCUUUGGUUUUGGUUUUUUACGACACUCCAUCGAAGUGCGUUCCAUUCAAAUAAUCACUUACUAGUGCAGAAAAAAAGAAAAAAAAGCAGAACAAUGAGAAUAAACGAAAUAGAGUUACAAAUAGGGAAAAAAUGGAGAAGAUCAACACAGAUUGUAACUCUGAAUUUUUCAAGAUGCUCGCUAAGUCAUGAAGUAGCUCCUUCCUUAACUGCAACAUUAAUUAUCCUCAUUAGUUGUUUAUAUCUUAAGCUAACAGCAACGUAAGCAAAGUAAUGGACUGACCCUGACCCUUUAUGUUGGCGAGCAACAAGAUUGAAAUUUUAUUAGCUGUCUUGUUACCAUUAACCAUAAAUAGUCUACAAUAAAAAUAAGCAAAAGAUACUUGCAUCGCA